Molecule: messenger RNA, 7069 nt
Organism: Scophthalmus maximus (turbot)
Lineage: Eukaryota; Metazoa; Chordata; Actinopteri; Pleuronectiformes; Scophthalmidae
Product: solute carrier organic anion transporter family member 5A1-like
Exons: 9
Coding region: 832-3498 (888 amino acids)
Biological process (GO): sodium-independent organic anion transport; transmembrane transport
Cellular component (GO): membrane
Molecular function (GO): protein binding
Source: RefSeq, a predicted model, not a curated record
CGAGCUUUGACUCAGUUGUUUCGGCAGCGCGGCUGACAGCAGCACUGCGGUGUUAUCCGUCACUCCCCGGACUUCUCUCGUUCCUCGCUCGUUUUCCUCGACGGCUCUUCUCCUUUUCCCGAUUUUUCAUUUGUUUCUAUCCCCAAUACAAGCCCCCCCGCCCCCCGGGGACAGACAUAUGAUCCGGCCUGCAGGGCGGACAGCUGGUGCGGUGAUAACACCGGAGGCGGGUCGGGGUGAGGGGAGUGGGCGGAGGAGGAUGCCCUUGACUCGGGGGAGGAGGAGUUAGGAGGAGAAGAGAGGGUUGGUGGGGGCGGCGGCACCAUCAUGCAAUCCACACAACCAUUGACAUUGUGACUGUGUGAUCUUCAUUGGCAGGAGCGUCAGGGAUGCGGCGCAGGCUCUCCAGGUCCACUUUGUCCCCGCGGGCCGAGGAGCAGCAGCGUCGGCGGCGUCCUGCCGAGGAUGGAAAUGCUGAGCAUCUGCAGGGAGCGCUGGCCCCCGAGCGCCGCUGGUCCAGCUGAGGAGACCUGAGCGCUCCCCACCUCUGGAUUAGAUGGUGGCAGAAGGCGAGUGUGCACGACGAGAUAAACAAACCCCACAGGCUGUCCUGCCCUCGCUGCAGAUAAGCUGUGAGUCUGCUUUGACUUUGAUUGUCACGUUUGCCUUUUUUGGGGCCUCUUUAGGUACCACAGACUCCAUCUUUGGGAGUAGAUGUACCUAUUAAUAAUAAAUGGACUGGGCAGCAGCCCCUGAACUGUAGAUGUCGGCUUGAGAUUGGUCAAGUUUGUUUUUCUAACCCCCAACAAGAGGUGGGGACGACUGAAAAUAAUGGCUGACCACGAAGAAGCAGCAGAGUUGUCCCUUCAGAGGGAGGAUGGGUUCUCCAGCGAGCUGGAGGAACCAGCCACAGACUUCAAAUCUAAAAGUAUGCCGAUGUUAAACGAAGCUGCGCCUCAAAAGGAAACCCUACUGGCUAGUUCUACGCGCAUGUCAAUAACGGCGGAAGAGAGCACCGAGUUCAUCCAGCCCCCGGCCAAAGCGGAGUCCUUCGAGCCGGAGUCUCCAACGAGAACAAACUACCUGCCCAAGUCGGGCAAGUCGGCGCUGAACCGGCCGAGCUCGUACAUGGAGAACACGGAGAUCCGAAGGGGUAAAAACAUGGCGAGGAGGAAGCCCCCUGGCUUUUUCGCUUCUAGGCUAUCAUCGAUUCGUCUGCCCAGUAGGAAGUACCUGGGCAUUAUCCUUCAGGACUCACGCUGCUUCCUGUUCUGCAUGUGCUACCUGACGUUCAUCCAGUCGCUCAUGGUGUCGGGCUACCUCAGCAGCGUCAUCACCACCAUAGAAAAGAGGUACAGCCUGCGGAGCUCAGAGUCAGGCCUGCUCGUGAGCUGUUUCGACAUCGGGAGCCUCCUGGUGGUCGUCUUCAUCAGCUACUUUGGUGGGCGGGGCCAGAGGCCACGCUGGCUGGCUGUAGGCGGGGUCUUCAUUGCUGUGGGCGCCGCCCUCUUCUCCUUACCUCACUUCAUCUCCCCGGCCUACCAGAUCCAGGAGGUCAACUCAUCCUCCGCCCGCGAGGGCCUGUGCAUGAACAGCAACGCCAGCGGCAGGGACCGCGUCGACAUCACGUCCUGUCCCAGAGACCAGGAGGGCAACGAGCACAACCUCUAUGUGGCGCUGUUCGUCAUCGCCCAGAUCCUGGUGGGCAUGGGAUCCACACCUAUCUACACGCUGGGGCCCACCUACCUGGACGACAACGUCAAGAAGGAGAACGCCUCACUGUAUUUAGCCAUCAUGUACGUGAUGGGAGCGCUGGGCCCGGCGGCGGGCUACCUGCUGGGCGGCGUCCUCAUCGGCUUCUACGUGGACCCCAAGACCGUGGUCAACAUCGACCAGAGCGACCCGCGCUUCAUCGGCAAUUGGUGGAGCGGGUUCCUGCUGUGCUCCGUGGCCAUGCUGCUCGUCAUCUUCCCCAUGUUCACGUUCCCCAAGAAGCUGCCGCCGCGACACAAGAAGAAGAAGAGGAGGAAAAAGGUGAGCAUGGACGACCUGUCCAGCGACGACGACGUCCUCAAGGAGAAGAGCAACAACAACAAGGGCCAGGCGGUCACCUCGUCCAUGGGCUUCGGCAGGGACAUUAAAGACCUGCCCAAAGCAGCGGUGAGGAUCCUCAGCAACGUGACCUUCCUGUUCGUCAGCCUGUCCUACACGGCGGAGAGCGCCAUCGUCACCGCCUUCAUCACCUUCAUCCCCAAAUUCAUCGAGUCCCAGUUCGGCAUCCCGGCCUCCAACGCCAGCAUCUACACCGGUCUGAUCAUCGUGCCCAGCGCCGGCGUGGGCAUCGUGCUGGGCGGCUACAUCAUCAAGAAGCUGAAGCUGGGAGCUCGCGAGUCGGCGAAGCUGGCCAUGAUCUGCAGCGGCGUGUCGCUGCUCUGCUUCUCCACGCUCUUCAUCGUGGGCUGCGACAGCAUCAACCUGGGAGGGAUCAACAUCCCCUACACCACCGGCCCGACACUCACCAUGACCCAGCGGAACCUGACCGGUGGCUGUAACGUGAACUGCGGCUGCAGGAUCCACGAGUACGCUCCGGUGUGCGGCUCCGACGGCAUCACGUACUUCAACCCCUGCCUGGCCGGCUGCAACAGCGUGGCCAACGACAGCACCGGGAUCCGGAACUACUCGGACUGCGCCUGCGUCCAGAGUCGGCAGGUCAUCACGCCGUCGACCGGCGGCCAGGGCAGCAACCAGCUGCAGCUCGUCAUCGUCAAGACGUACCUGAACGAGAACGGCUACGCGGUGGCGGGGAAGUGCGACCGCACCUGCAGCACCCUCAUCCCCUUCCUCAUCUUCCUCUUCAUCGUCACGCUCAUCACCGCCUGCGCGCAGCCCUCCGCCAUCAUCGUCACCCUCAGGUCUGUGGCAGAGCCGGAGAGGCCGUUCGCUCUGGGGAUGCAGUUUGUUCUCCUCAGGACUCUCGCCUACAUCCCGACGCCCAUCUACUUCGGCGCCGUCAUCGACACCACCUGCAUGCUGUGGCAGCAGGACUGCGGCGUCCACGGCUCCUGCUGGGAGUACGACGUCACCUCGCUGCGCUUCGUGUACUUCGGCCUCGCCGCCAGCCUCAAGUUCCUCGGCUUCCUCUUCAUCUUCCUCACCUGGUACUCGCUCAAGUACAAGGAGGAGCGGGUGGAGCGCUGGAUGAAGCGCCACCUGUCGCCCGUCGACACGGUGGGCAGCCUCGUGUGCCACCCGGGCGGACACAAGGGCCACGCCCGCACCCGCUCCUGCCCCGUCAACAUCCCGCGCAGCGACCCCAACGCUCUGCCGGUCAACGCGGCGCCGCGCGCCGGCGCCCUCAACCGCGGCGUCAGCACGCAGAGUUGCCCCGGCAACGAGCUGAAAGCAGGAGCCCCUCCCCCGCCGGCUGCGCCGUCGACCGCAGGGACCCCCACCCCCACGCCGGCCCGAUCGCUGGAACACGUUUCAGCACGGGUCUGAGUUUCAGAAGGGCGGGAGCGGUCGUCGCAGAGCUCCCGCCCUCAUGUGAGAAACACUCAGAGUCCGUCUGCAGCUCCUGAUUGGUCCUGAAGCUCCAGAUCAGUGGUUGAAUGAUGAAGAGUCGGCCCCCGUCUCUGACACACACAAAAUCUGCCUGGUCGGUGAAUCAGGUGUUUUCUUUGUUGUCCACCGCCCCCCCCCCCCCGGCAACACGUGCCUUCUGUCACCGUGGUCGUCACACCUCACAUGUAUGUACAGUACAAACGCACGUCGUAGGAAUACUUCCCCUUCACCUCACGUGUGUGUGUGUGUGUGUGUGCUGCUUCUUCUUCUCCUCCUCCUUCCUUUGUGGGGGUGGGGGGUAAUUUCCCACCCCCACAAAUCAUGGAACAACCACAACAAUAACCACAAAAUAAAUAAGAGAACAUCCCGUGGAAAUGUGAUACACUGCAAUUGUGCAAAGAACAGGAAACCGAUGGCGUGGUGCUACGUAGAGAAGACAAACGAUGUUUAGCGUCCGUUUCUUUUGUUUCGUUUUUUUUAGGGUUAAGAACAUUUGAAAAGAGUCCGACCGGACGACGGGUCGCUGGGCCGAGCAGCUGACGCGUGAAUUAAUGAAUGAACAGUAUUACGGCUGGAAGUCGGAUUGUUUGGCCUUGUUUGACCUCCAUACAAUGCAUCCAUACAGGAAACCUGCUGCCCCCUCCCCCCCUCCCCCCUCCCCUCGGCCGGCAGCCUGAUCAGUGGUUUAGUCUGAAAAGUAAAAAGAAAGAGAGAAAGAACAGGAUUGGUAUUUUCCUCCACAUUCCCCCGGCUGGACGACUCACUGGGAUCCGGUUCGUUGGCUCCGGCGCCGCGCGACUGGAGGAAGUCACACUUGCGCUCAACCCGUAGGAAGACGAGUAGUCGACCGUCACGUAGAGGAAGUCGUAGUGUAGUCGUCGAGAAAAAUCCAUAGAAAGAAAAGAAGCUGCUGGUGAGUUCAGGGAAGAAUCCCGGACGGAGAAUGAGCUUCGUGCCGCCGCGUCACCAAAGCUUCUUUAGCUGGAACAAGUGGACGUGCGUGGUUCCUCUCGCCACACGACCACGUGUCCUGAUGCGAAGCUCUGAGACGGAGCAGAAUCACUGUCACUGCAGCUUAUUCUUUGAUUCAUAAAUCUACUGAUUAUUCUCUUGAAAUUCAAACAAUGAAGUAGUUUGUCAAGUCAAAUAGUGAACUAGAGCGUCGGCGGCAACGGGCUCCUGAUGAAACCACGUUUAAAUCUCACGCACUCGUAGAAUCAGUCCGCAAAUAUUCACCUGAUUUUGUUUGUUGUUGUUGUUUUUCAUCCACAUCCAUGAACGACUCCCUGGGAAAUCUGUGAAAGCGUCGGCGACAUUUCGAGGAGGAAAGUGAUCUUUUUCGUUAAAUCGUGCAUUUUAUUUUUGAAGUGAAACACAUUGACCACAUCUUCAUGAGUCGAUGAGCUGGUGGCCGUUCGUGGUGUUCAGGCAAACAAGCGCUGAAAAAUGUUUUUUAUAAUUUUUUCUGGAAUAUUUUAGUUUGACAACAUCCGUUGUGGAUUGUGUGGUUUGAAUUCCCCUCUUUCGUUUGAAGUUGUGCCAUUUAAAAAAAAAAAAUUCAUUUAGACAUUUUCAGAUCCACAAAUUGAGGUAAAAAUUUAAAUUAAAAAAUCAUGUUGAUCCUCGGUUGUCUAAAUGUCCCUAAUCUCAUUUUAGGGUCUGGAAUUUGUAUUUUAUUUGACCUCAAAAAGUUUGAUUUGCUUGAUUUUUUUUCUUUUAUUCAACCACUCAAAUACACGUGGAAUCGACAGGAAUGUUUUUCAAAAUAAGAUAUUCCAGUGAGGUUAAAUUAAGUAUUCAGUUAAAAUCCACUUUUACUCAAAUGAGUCAAACUAAUAUUGUGAUAGUUUGCUCCCCCCCCCCCCAAAAAAAAGGGUCGUUCCUCAGCGUCACCACUUCACGUCCUCCUUGCUCAUGUUGUUGCAUCAUGCGCAUCAUAUUUGUUUUCGUCUUUUGUUAGAAACAAGGUCUUUUUCGGACACGUCACGUCACGUCACGUCACGGCACGCCACGCCACGCCACGCCACGCCACGCCACGUCACGCCAGGUCAGGUCAGGUCAGGUCAGGUCAGGUCACGUCAGGUCACGUCAGGUCACGUCAGGUCACGUCAGGUCACGUCAGGUCACGUCACGUCACGUCACGUCACGUCACGUCACGCCACGCCACGUCACGACUGUUCAGGGUUUUUCGUGCGUGUUCGCGUCGUCGUCCUCUGUGGACGCCUGCUGGUUCGUACGUGGAACUGCAGCCGCACGCGGAAGGGCGUCCGUUGGAAGACGGAGCGGAGGAAUUUGUAACAACGCGGUUCUUUUUACAUUUGAGAAUAAGCUUUGGACGUCGAGUGAGGACAUUGCAGUUGGCUUCUUCAGAUUUCUCCCUUCCUUCACGGACGAGGAGGAAAAGCUGCAAAGCUUCACGUUCGAGAAGCCGGAAAGCAACUGAGGAAAGGACGAAUACUAGUUAAUUUGUUAACAACAAAAUCCUUUACUGUAUUUUUCUUCCACCCAAACUCACAGCGACGUACAGUAAGUCCUGUCCGGGUGCGUGUGGCGUGAUCUCGUUCCCGUGCGGCGCCACAGAGCUUCUGCAAACGGCUUCAGAGUCACUUCCUGCCGAUCGGCCGAUGGGAUAAUGGAUCUGGAUUCAGCCGCACAGGAACUUUGCCUGGUUCAGAUCUAAAAAUUACAUUUCAAAUUGAAUUAAAUUUCCCAAUUUUUCCUGAUUAAAAUUUUGAAAGAGAUUGACUCGCAAAGCGUUUGGUGCGUCCGUCAGUCAAGACACAGAUUCCAGCUGUCACAUGUUAACACAACUCCGGGCUCGACAAGCCGCCGUGACUCAAAACCAAAAAUGUCCAUUUACACGUUAACUGACCUUAUGUACCGUUACAUAGUCAUUAGCUGUCGCGUUUGGUGUGAACAGUGUUUCGUCUAGAGCUUCAAGAGAUUAAUCGACUAGUAAGCGAUUACUAAAUUAAUUUCAGCUUAUUAAAUGUGAAUAUGUUCUGGUUUCUUUGCUCCUCUUUGACAGUGAACCGAAUAUCUUUGGUGUGUGGACAAAACAAAACAUCAUCUUGGAGUUUUGGGAAACACGAUCGACAUUUUUCACCAUUUUAUGAACCAAACAACUAAUCGAUUAGUCGACAGAUUAAUCAAUUAUGAAAAUAAUCGUUAGUUGCAGCACUAGUUUCGUCCUCGCGCUCCUCUGCUCGCGUCACUUCCUCUCAUGGACACAAGGGGGCGUUCACCUGUGUGUGGUUUUCAUGUAAGUAACGUGGCUUCACUUCCCUCAGACUGAAUCUGAAUGUGUGCGAGCUCGUCCGGACAGACGAGGUUAGUUUCAUUUCUUCUUCUUUGAUUUGAAUAUCAGUAUUGUAUUUAUUUGAAAAGUACAGUGUUUUUUUUUUUCGACCUCAACGUAGAUUUGUGGACACGCCGUUCACAGACGCCUUGGAUACUCGACUUGCGUCGGUGAAAAUGUGAAACAAUAAUAAAACAGUAUUACAAGAAA